Molecule: messenger RNA, 924 nt
Organism: Dioscorea cayenensis subsp. rotundata (Guinea yam)
Lineage: Eukaryota; Viridiplantae; Streptophyta; Magnoliopsida; Dioscoreales; Dioscoreaceae
Exons: 2
Coding region: 72-854 (260 amino acids)
Source: RefSeq, a predicted model, not a curated record
UAAGUGAACACGAAGAAGAUCAAGCUAGUGUCUCAAAACCGGAAUCCAACCCAAUAGCUUCUUCUCCAAAGAUGAACCCCUCCGCACAUGACUCUUCGUCUUCCGACUUUGCAUAUGAUGACAACUACACGCCCAUCCUUGACGCUAACCCUCCCGUGGAAAGCCCUUUCUCAAAAGAAGCCUCAAAGUUACCACAGGUCAUCCCUUCUCCUCAACAUGCAAAGGAAGACUCUACUCCAAAAGCUAUAGAGGUUGCAUCUAUGAGCUCAUCCCUUCCUCAACUUGUGAGAAAAGACACAGGCUUAGGGUCUUUUUGGGUAAAUAAGCUUAUAAAAAAGGUGAAGUCAUCGUGCCCUCAUGAACAUGAAUCUUUGAGGGAUGAAACCACAAAAUUGUACAAAAACUUGAAGGCACAUGGAGCUAACAUCUCGGUCAUAAGAGACAAGAUAUAUGAAGCACUUGAUAUUGCUAAACUUGCCCAUGACACAAAUAAUGGACAAAGCAACUUAAAGGUGGCAAAAAAGAAGGAAUUAGUGGCGAAAGAGGAGAAGUUAGAGAAAACCAUAUUGUCCCUCACAACAAUGUCCCAACAUAUGGAUGAGGCUAACAUGGAGCUCAUACAAAUAAGAAAGAAAUUGCAAGAAUUGAAAGCCCUAGAGGACGAAAAAGAAGAAAUCAUCUCCUCGGGAAUGAGUCUCUUAUCUGAUGCACCUUCCAUUGAAGAAGUGAGGAAGUCCCUUGAUGAUAUUCGUCAACAAAUUGAAGCACUUGGAGAUGACGGCGAUGGAUCACAACCCUCAUUGUCAGCUGAAGAAGCUCUUGCCAACUUUGAAAGAGCGAAAGCUCAACUUUAGGCUUAGCUUAUUUUUUUAUCCUUUUUUGUUUAGUUUCUGAAUCUAGCUUAGCUUAUUUCCAUUGCUUAGU